Molecule: messenger RNA, 777 nt
Organism: Loa loa (African eye worm)
Lineage: Eukaryota; Metazoa; Nematoda; Chromadorea; Rhabditida; Onchocercidae
Exons: 4
Coding region: 233-748 (171 amino acids)
Source: RefSeq, a predicted model, not a curated record
CCAGUUUCAGCUCUUUGUUGCUGCCUUCAAUUAGUUGGUCAACAGUAGAAUCAUUCCUGUCAAGCAACGAUAUAAACAACCAGUGGUAGUGGACAGAAACGGGUAAUAUUUCAUUAGGAUAGCCGUAAAACAGCGCUCAAAAUUCUCAUGUGUUCACAACAGCAACUCGCCAUCGUCGUAUUCUGCACUUACUGCUAUCUAAAUUUGCUAUUCUCCCAAACAGUGACAUAAGAUGGACAUUACUCUUCAAGUGGCAGUUAUUAUAAGUGCCGCAAUUCUCGGCAUUUCUGAAGCUGUUCCAAAGAAACCGUAUUAUUGGACAACUCGGAAACUGGAAUGUGAAUCCAUAGCAGGUCAUCGAGUGUCACGCUGUGCCUUACAUAAUCCAGAAUCAAAAACUGAACUGAACCCUUUAUGUUAUGAAGAAGUUCAUGAGAUAAGGAAUGAAACGAAAAUUUAUUGCCGCAUAAUGUGCGAAGAAUCAGACGACACAACUGUGCUAGCAAAAGUACCCACGUGGAAUCACGCUUGUAACAUUUACUACAAUUACAUGCUCGAAAGGUUCCGUGAGGAUUGGUAUCUUUGGCGUUCAGGCGAUUGCCUCAAUACAACUAUAACAUUCGAAGUGCGAUGUGGUUUUGCUCGUGAUUCACGAGUGUUUUAUCGACAAAACCAAAAAUUAUUUGAAUAUGAUGAUUCAGAAGAUGAGCAGAAACGAGCGAGAAAUUGGCGAAUUGCUUUCGCAUAGAUAUUACAUUUGUCAUAAAAAUAAACACG